CGACACCUUCCUCGGUACGUCGGCACAUGGCUCCAUCACGGCUGUUUCACCAUCUCGCGCCUCGCAUUAUCAAUCCGUCCUCCAUCUAGAUCUCCACACUCGCAACUGAAUCUCUCUCCACCGUCGACGCCGGCGCCCAUCAUCUCCUCCUCUCGGCGACAGAGAGCGAGCGACCUGAACGAGUGAAAGAGCCGACCUCUUUCGCACCCAUACCCUUCCCCUCACCACUCGCCCUCGCCCUCAUCCUCCUCCACCUCCUCACCCCUCACCCCCAACCCUCAUCUCCAGCGAUACACGAUGGCUCCACGCCAGGACUAUGACAAGAUCGUCAAGCUCGCGUGCAAGCCCAAGAAUGCCCCGCCCAAGGCCAAGUACUUGGACGCACUCAUUGCCGCAACAUUCGACGAUAAUGCCUUGAACGACAUUACGCGCGCGUUGUCGCAACGCUUGCGCGACUCCAACCCAGUGGUCGUCUUCAAGGCGCUCAUCACGCUGCACCAGAUGAUGCGCUCGGGCGCGAGCGAGCAGCUUCUCGGUCACCUCGCGCGGUCCGAUACUCUGCGGCUCCGCAACGUCCAGGGCAUGAAUGACGGAGCGGGCUACCAUCCUCCCAGCAACCUCAGCGCAUAUGCGUAUUAUCUGGACAGCCGGAUUCGCGCGUUCCGCGAUUUGCGUCACGACCUCGUUUAUCUUCAGACCGAGAGCAAUCGUCGGAGCACGGGUUUGGGCGCGAACGCCAAGGCACGACGGCUGCGCCACCUCCCCGUCGACAAGGGCUUGUUGCGCGAGGUCAAGCAGGUGCAGCGCAUCCUGGACGCACUGAUCCGAUGCACCUUCUACGAUGAUGACCUGCGCGACGAGAAUACCGUUCUCGCCUUCCGCAUGCUCAUCAAGGAUUUACUAGUGCUAUUCCAAGCAGGCAACGAGGGCGUGUGCAACAUUCUCGAGCACUAUUUUGAAAUGUCCAAGGUGGACGCGACCGACUCGUUUGACAUCUACAAGUCGUUCAUCAAGCAGACGGAUAAGAUUGUUGACUACCUUGCGAUUGCGCGGAGGCUGAACAACAUUGUCAAUGUCCCAGUACCGAACUUGAAACACGCACCAACAUCGCUCGUUAAGGCGCUUGAAGAGUACCUCAACGACCCGAACUUUGAGCAAAACCGAAUGGAGUACAAGAAAAGCCUGGGAGUCGUGGAGGGGCGUGCAGGAGAUAAGUCGUCCGCAGCGACUGCCAAGAAGGAAGAGAAGAAGGACGAGAAGGCCGCCGAGAGCAGUAAGGCGGCGUCGACAGCCGCCCCACCACCGCCCGUCGCGAAUGCGCAAGCCAAGAUUCAAGACUUCCUGGACUCGAUUGAGAGCGACCAGGCCAAUGGCCAGUCCUCGCUGGCGGGAAGCAGCUCGAUGAACUCGCUGAACGCGGGCGGCAGCAUGGGGAUGAACCAGUUCGGCCAGAUGCCCAUGGGUCAAAUGGGGCCAAUGGGUUCGAUGUCGACGAUCGGGUCUAUGGGUGGGAUAGGCAUGGGCGGUAUGGGAGGCAUGGGCGGCCAGAUGCCCAUGCAGAUGCAAAUGACGGGCAUGGUCAACCCAUUCCGCCAGAGCACCAUGUUCCCCCAGCAGACUGGCUUUAUGGUGCCACAGAUGACGGGCUUCCCCAACUCGCAGGGUUUCAUGCAGCAGCCACAACAGCAGCAAAGCGGCUUCCUUCAGCCUCAAUCGACCGGUUUCCUCCAGCCCUCACACACUGGCGGCGGGUCCGCCAUCUUCCAGCAGCACACGCCUCAGCGGCAGUCGACGUUCCCGCUCGCGUCCAACUCGCAACCGUUUGGCCAGAUGAGCGGCGACGGCAAACAGUCGUCGCUGCUCGCACAACCAAACCAGAACAACCCCUUCCCCUCCUCCCUCCAGCCCCAACCGACUGGCUUCCUGCAACCACAAGCGACAGGCUCCAACCCGUUCCGGCAGUCACUCAUGCCACAGUCAACGGGCAUGAUGGGCAUGGGCGGCAUGGGUGGUAUGAGCGGUAUGAACGGUAUGGGGAUGAGCAACACCGGCGGCGGCAUGGGCGGUCUCGGAUCAGGCGGCAUGUCGGGUGCGUUCACGCAGCCGUCCUCGCCGUUUGGCCAGCCCCACUCGACGGUAGACAACCGGCCGGGCUCAACACCCAACAUCAUGAGUGGCGGCGCGAGGACAGACUCGCCCAAACCUCUCACAGCGCAGAAGACGGGCUCAAACAACCCCUUCGCGCCGCCUGGCGGCAUCCCACAGCCGCCGCCGCCCAUGCCCCACCAGCCGAGCAUGAACGAGAUUGCUCAGCAGCGCUUCCAGGCCCAGUUUGCGGCCGCAGGCGGCCUCAACCCGCAGCAACAGGCCGGUCAGCAGCAGUUCCAACAACAGCAGCAGCAGCAGCAGCAGCAGCAGCAGAAGGACCCGUGGGACUUCGACCCCCUUUCCUCUUCCUCUUCAGCGCCAACAAAGUCGGGCUCGGCAAUGGGCGACAUCGCAAGCGCCUUUGCGCUGGACAAGCAGCCACAGGGUGACUUCUUCUCCCAGUUCAACUCACUCUCUGUCAGCGACUCGAAUCCGUCCUCGAACACCUCUGGCGGCUUCCUCCAGCCCCAGCGCACCGGCGUGGGCGGCAGCUCUGUGAAGCCGUUCAAGCCCACCUCGAGUUUUGGCGCGCAGCUCGAGCAAAGCCUCCCACCCAUUCCGGAGCCUGGAGGGAGCGCGAGCGCGAACGGUAUCAGCUCACAGGCCACAGGCUUCCCCUUCGGCUCGGGCUCUGGUACGGGCGUGGCAUCACCAGGUGCCUCGGGCCAGGGGGCCCAGUCGCCUUUUUCAGGCGGGCCUGCGCAGUCGCCCGGUUUCGGCAUCGGACAACAGGGCCUUGCGCAGUCGCCCACCGGUCUCAGCGCCCAGUCGACCGGCUUCCCCUUCGGGAUCACCGCACAGCCGACAGGCUUCCAGCCGACAAGCAGCUUCGGGCAGCAGCUAGCGGCGCAACACACACAAGGCCAGAACCAGGUGCAGGGCGCGCAGCUGCAGCGCCAGAACACGGGCAGCAACCCGUUCCGCGGGGCGGGCGGAAUGCCCGGCGCUGGCAUUGCAGCCAGUGGCCCGUUUGGUGCUGGCUCGCCGUUCGCAGGGCAGAACAUGUUUGGCGGGCAGCAGCAACAGCAACAGCAGGCAAGCCUGUUUUGAGCAGGCUGGGUGGGCGCUCUCGACGAAUAGACCUAGAUCUUGAUUUCGGUAUACAUGCUAGUAUUUAUGGUAUGGUUUCCGCGGGGA
Molecule: messenger RNA, 3285 nt
Organism: Cutaneotrichosporon oleaginosum
Lineage: Eukaryota; Fungi; Basidiomycota; Tremellomycetes; Trichosporonales; Trichosporonaceae
Biological process (GO): clathrin-dependent endocytosis; clathrin coat assembly; vesicle budding from membrane
Cellular component (GO): clathrin-coated pit; clathrin-coated vesicle
Molecular function (GO): phosphatidylinositol-4,5-bisphosphate binding; SNARE binding; clathrin heavy chain binding
Source: RefSeq, a predicted model, not a curated record